UCUAAACUUCCAUUCAGCAUGUAUGCUUUUCUAUGUGUCAAUUAUCUCUCUGUUUGCCAAAUAUUGGAUAGAGAGAAAAAGGAAUACACAAUAAAAAGGAAGAGGGAGUGGGGGUUUAGGAUUGUGUGGGGGCACUGAAGAAAGAACGAACCUCAAUAAAUGACAUGGGAUAUGUGAAAAAGAGAGGGAAUUUGUUCCUCAAAACUCUAAUUCCAAUUACUUAAUAAGUUUACACAAAUAGAGAAAGCAUAACACUAACACAAAUCUCUAGAUAUAGUUGAAGGAUCUUGACCAAAAUUAUAUUAAGCUAACAAGAAAGUGGUGAAUUUUGUAAUAAUUACAUAUUUUUCAUUUUAUAAUUACAUCAAAAUUUUAAGAGUAUUGCUGAUAAAAUUUCUUUUUUUAUUUCAUUGAAUUUUCCUCGCCUUUAUCUUAUAUGCCAAAUAUGUCUAUUAAUCUUGUAGAACGGAUUAUAUUUGGGGAUUGGGUUUGAUUUUGAAAGAAAGAAGAUCUUUUUUAAUAGCAUAAAUGAUCAAUCGGUUUGGAGAACAGAUUGUUUUAGGGAUCAGAUUUGACUUUGAAACAGAGACUUCAUUUGAAGAGAGAGACAAACAAUAUAAAAAGAAAACUAAAAGGCAAAAAUACAUAUAAAAAACAAAAGAAGGCUCUGCAAUCAGAUACAUCCAUGUAGAAGGGUAUGUUCCACAGCAGUAAUAAAUUUCACAUAGGUAAACAUGUUAUAAUUGACAGACGUGCUCAUGCAGUGGGCUUGUGGAAGCCCAUUUGAAACAUUUGAAGUACAUAGACUUGCUUGCUCUAGGAACAAAGCUGCAGAUGAUUUUCGCUCUUUCACUUGCUCAUGUAAAGGGAUAUAUUUAUAUUGAGGCGCACAAACAAUCUAUGUCUACGAUAUCAUGACAUUCUUAUGUCUUGAAUUGGCAUUGAUGCUUAUGUGGAAGUCUGAUCAUUCCAAGUGUUCUGGGAUUUCUGAGGGUAUGUGGGCACGUAUCAAAAAUGGAAUAUACAAGGGAGAUCUGGCGCAGGUUGUGGCAGUGAAUGAUUCACGGAAGAAAGUGACGGUGAAGCUGAUUCCAAGAAUAGACUUACAAGCCAUUGCCAACAAAUUUAGGCACUGAUUCAUUGAGCUAUUGGGGUGUAAUGCCUAUUGAAGUUGAACUCCUGAAGUUUGAACCUUCUAAAAGUGAUGGACCCUAAGAUGUAGAGUGGCUUACCCAGCUUUAUGUGACCGGAAGAAAAAGAGAAUCAUAAAUGGUUUGAAGGUUGUUCAGAAAGGAGGUGAGAAAGGAGAGGGUUCUUCAAGCUCUAGCAUGGAAAAUAAUUUCAAAGUAGAUGAUCUUGUAUUUUUUGGUAGGAAUGAUUUAGGCAUUAUUAUUGGCAAGGAGAAAGAUGAUAUCUUUAAGAUCAUGAAAGAUGGUUCAGAGAGACCUGUGAUAGUGAGCAUUCAACUGCGUGAGUUGAAGCGUGCGUCUUUUGAUAGGAAGCUAUUCACUGUGAAAGAUCAACUGACCAAUACCAUCUCAGUUGGUGAUAUGGUUAGAGUUUUGGAUGGUCCCUUGAAGGGAAGUGAGCAAGGCUCCUCAGGUUUUGCAAAUUUCUCAUCAUCCCCUAAAUCCCCUCUUUCGCCUGAGAAAUCUUGGAGAGUGAAGGAUGAUAACUGCAGCGUCAAGCAUGAUGAUAAAGAUGAAAUGUGUUCCGUUGGCCAGUGUCUAAGAAUCCGAGUGGGGCCUUUGAAAGGGAUAUAUUUGUCGUGUAUUAGCCAUUUGACGUUCUGAUGUUACAGUAAAGCUUGAUUCCCUGCAAAAAAUUCUUACAGAUCAAAAACAUGAAGUCCGAAGAACCUAUUCUUGAAGAAAGUGCAUAGCAAGUUGAAGAACAAGAGAAUUUUGUUAUUGUGAUGACCCAAAAGGUCAUCAUUCGUUUUGAAAGUAAAUUCUAUAUUUCGAGGCUUUAAAAAGCUUUUUGUCUCA
Messenger RNA from Nicotiana tabacum (common tobacco), 1988 nucleotides. Lineage: Eukaryota; Viridiplantae; Streptophyta; Magnoliopsida; Solanales; Solanaceae. The record is from RefSeq and is a predicted model, not a curated record.